Messenger RNA from Nematostella vectensis (starlet sea anemone), 1401 nucleotides. RefSeq names its product glycerol-3-phosphate phosphatase-like. Gene Ontology annotation, molecular function: phosphatase activity. The transcript has 7 exons. Gene Ontology annotation, cellular component: cytoplasm. Lineage: Eukaryota; Metazoa; Cnidaria; Anthozoa; Actiniaria; Edwardsiidae. The record is from RefSeq and is a predicted model, not a curated record. The coding region runs from base 22 to 954 and encodes 310 amino acids.
UUGUACAGCGGCAAAACAAAAAUGGCGGUUAGACUGCACCAGAAUAAUCUUCGAUCUUUUGUCGAAUCGUUCGAUAAUUUUAUUUUCGACUGCGAUGGUGUUCUAUGGGUGCAUGCUGGGAUCGUGCCUGGCGUUCCCGAGCUUCUUCAGUCGCUGCGAAAGUUGGGGAAGAAAGUUUUCUUUGUAACUAACAACAACACAAAAACAAGGGAGCAGUUCCUUGAGAAAUUCUCCAAAUAUGGCAUACAAGCAAGUCACACAGAGAUAUACACCUCUGCGUAUUCAACGGCCUACUACAUCAAGAACAUCAUGAAGUGCAACAAGAAAGUGUAUAUGAUCGGAGGGAAAGGCCUUUCUGAGGAGCUGACACAACUAGGAAUCCCAAACAUUGGAUAUGGGCCUGACUGUAUAGAUGAAGGAACUGACGUACAGUAUGAUGAUUUAGAAGUUGAUUUAGACCCAGAGGUUGGUACAGUUGCCUGUGGCUUUGACCAAUUUAUCAGUGUCAAAAAGUACAUCAAAGCUUCUACAUACAUAGUGAAUAGAGGGUGUAACUUCAUAGCUACAAACAUGGACGACCGACUACCAACAUCUAAUGGUAUAACAAUGCCCGGCACUGGCUGCAUGGUGUCAUUUCUGGCAACAGCAACCAGGAAGCAGCCAAUAGUAGCAGGCAAGCCAGCAAGAACCAGCUUUGACUGUAUUGUGCAUAAGUACAACAUUGAUCCAUCGAGAACACUAAUGGUAGGAGACAGACUUGACACAGAUGUGUUGUACGGUCACAGGUGUGGAACUAAAGCCUUGCUUGUUUUGUCUGGGUGCACGACCCUUGAAGAUGUAGACAAGGCAAAGAGAUCAUCAAAGCCAGAUGAUCAAGAGAAAGUUCCAGACUUUUACCUACCUUCAAUAGCCGACCUUUUGCCUGCUGUAAUAGAAAUGCUCAAUGAAAGCUAGAGUAUCUCAAUACGAUUUGAAUAGCUAAAAAAACAUUUAAAAUAAUUAUUUAAGGAUGCUAUAGGCCUUUUUGUUUUGUGGGACACUUGCAAUUAACUAUUUUAUUUUCUGUUUUCCUUACAGUAAAUUGAAUCAGGAAGAAUUAUGUAUAUUUUAUAUAUGUAACUAGGUAAUUCAUUCACAGUCUGAUAGACACACUCUUAAUGUCACACAAGCAACUCAUAGCUAAAAAUAGACGCUUUAAAACCUGUGGACCGGUAUCUUGUGAAAUGACGUAUGAAACGACUUUAGAACGUCUUUCGUCUUCUUUGUAGCUGUAGCAUAGGGCACUAAGAAAUGUAAGUAGAGAAUAACAGAGAAUAUAACAGAUAAGAUGACGUUUAUUUUGUGUUAAGCUUACAAGUAGUCUCCCUGAGAAAGUAAUAAAGUCUACAUUUGUCCGCAUCA